Molecule: messenger RNA, 1071 nt
Organism: Recurvomyces mirabilis
Lineage: Eukaryota; Fungi; Ascomycota; Dothideomycetes; Mycosphaerellales; Teratosphaeriaceae
Exons: 3
Coding region: 1-1071 (356 amino acids)
Molecular function (GO): lipase activity
Source: RefSeq, a predicted model, not a curated record
AUGGCUCCCGCACCACAGCCAAGUCUGCUAGACAAAGUGGCCUUGUUACCAGUAGCCGGCAAUGCGAUACUCGCCAUACUUUACAACCUCAUAACCCGACCAAUUGCCAGCGGAUCUCGUCCCGUUGAUGCCUUCCGGGAUGCCAUGUUCAGCGCCAUGCGUUCGUUCCUGUCCAGCAUCGACACGCCAAUCGAACAAUGGAGCGCAAGCACCACCGAAGCUGAAUACCUCGCUGUGGCAAAGAAGCAGGGUUUUGCCCCUGAUACUGAGGUUCUAGCAAGUGGUGUCAAGCUCCACCGUUUGGGGGUCAAGAACCCGCAGUACACGAUCUUAUACCUACAUGGUGGUGGCUUUAAUCUGCCUGCCAUGAACGGCCACUUCGAAUGGCUCCUAGAUGUCAUCAACGAUCUUUCACCGCACGCGAGUGUUGGUGUGGUCUUCUUGAGCUAUACGCUGUCUCCAAAGGGCCAGUAUCCACUGCAGCUCCAACAGGCUACCGAGUCUUUGCAAUGGUUGAUCACGAAGCAGAACAUCAGCCCAAGUAAAAUAAUCAUCGGUGGCGACUCUGCCGGCGGCAAUUUAAGCAUGGCUGUACUCUCGCACGUUCUCCACCCUCAUCCCGAAGUGCCGAAGCUCGAGCUGAAAGAGCCACUCGCGGGUGCUCUGCUCAUAUGCCCAUGGGUGCAUUUCGAGCCCAGCGAUGAUGGAGUGGAUCGCAACCAGCAUAGCGAUCUCGUAACACCUGUAGCGGCGAAGAGAUGGUCGGCCAACUACAUGGGUAACGCAAAGCUGGACAACUACACCCAAGCGGCAGACGCGGACGAGAAAUGGUUCUCUGGUCUGGAUAAGGUGGUGAGAGACGUCUUGGUUUAUGGCGGUGGCGGCGAAGUCCUGAUCGACAGCAUCAAGCUCUUCGGAGCCAAGCUGAAGAGAGCUCACUCCAAGGCGGAACUCGUGGUGCUGCCGAAAGCGGCUCAUAUUGAUAUGAUCAUUGACAAGUCUUUUGGGUACAAAGGCAAGGCGGAGGGUACGCAACUGAUCGAGAGUUGGAUGUCAGCGGCCAUCUCGUGA